This is a messenger RNA of Aspergillus clavatus NRRL 1, 429 nucleotides long. RefSeq lists its product as uncharacterized. Lineage: Eukaryota; Fungi; Ascomycota; Eurotiomycetes; Eurotiales; Aspergillaceae. The record is from RefSeq and is a predicted model, not a curated record. The transcript has 2 exons. Bases 1 to 429 code for a protein of 142 amino acids.
AUGUCUGAACAAACCUUCCACACCACUGCUCAAGACAUCCGCAAGGCUGAGUCUCACGCCUCUCACGCUCGCUCCGGAAACACGCCUAAGGACUCGAACAUCUCCGCCAUGAAGUCCAUCAUCGAUCAGAACACAGAUAAGGCUAAGGAGAUUGAAGAGCGCAAGGCUAACCUGCCUUUGCCUGACCAGCCUCCCGUCGCCAGUGACUGGCAGUCGGCUGAUCAGCGGACCGUCAACGUCGGCUCGGGCAGAUUUGAAGCCCCUGUUUCUGGCGAAGGUAACAGCGCUCUUAGAGGGCCUGCGACGGCAGGAAGCAGUGUCCGUAUCUCGGGAGACGAGCUGCACAAGGAAACCCAACCCACAGGCAAGGUUGGCCGCCAGGCUGUUGAAGGCCUGUCCGACCUGCCCAAGGAUGCUCUGGCUCGGUAA